Epinephelus moara (kelp grouper) is the source of this 6816-nucleotide messenger RNA. It is a transcript of the gene cpeb3, whose product is annotated as cytoplasmic polyadenylation element binding protein 3. Gene Ontology annotation, cellular component: synapse; neuron projection; nucleus. Gene Ontology annotation, molecular function: translation factor activity, RNA binding; ribosome binding; mRNA regulatory element binding translation repressor activity. The record is from RefSeq and is a predicted model, not a curated record. The transcript has 11 exons. Lineage: Eukaryota; Metazoa; Chordata; Actinopteri; Perciformes; Serranidae. The coding region runs from base 338 to 2542 and encodes 734 amino acids. Gene Ontology annotation, biological process: negative regulation of cytoplasmic translation.
UAUAAAUCAUGUCAUUCCUGUAGGACUUUUGUAAUGUAUACUCAUCUGGACAGUUAUCCUAUUUAUUGCAUUAUCUCUGUCUUAUGCAUAGUGCUAAAAUAUUACAAGACUGACACAUUUUUAUUGUAGGGAAAAGGUUUAGCCGGUACAUGGGAGAUCUUUGCGGUGUAAUAAAGCGGCUCAGGUGCGUCACUUUCCACUGCAUAAAAAGGGCGAAGUGUGCCUUUUGGUGGGAGUCAUUUUUAAAAACAUCUGCCGUGUGUCGAAGAUCCUGGGUCCAAGGUAGACCUGUCUUUUAGCCCUAUUGAAGGACAGCUGUAUUUACUGACGUAUGUAAAUGAAUGUAGGGGAGGUCCUUGGGCAAAAAACACACACUGAAUCAGUUUCACAUUGCAGCUCCGGAGUUCCUGCGUGGAAGGAAAAACGAGACGUGGCGAAAUCUGGUGAAUAUCUGCAGCCGCAUGCUCCGGCUCAGCAAACCAUGCAGGAUGAUUUACUGAUGGACAAAAACAAAGCCCAGCCUCACCAUCAGCAAGAUCCGACGCAAGUAGACCCUCCUCCCUCCACCCCGACCCCGUCAUCGGAGCCCACUUCUUCUUCAUCGGAGUCGGAGAGCCCGUCGACCGGGAGCAACCAAGCGACUUCAGCGCUGAGCAGCAGCAGCAAGGACAAAGUGCCGAUGGAGUCGCCGAUCCUGCCCGGGUUGAGCUUCCACCACCAGCCGCAGGAGACCGGCGGCCCCCUUUCCUCCCCGUCCUCCUCUUUUGGGAGCACUUGGUCCACGGGAACCACAAACGCCGUGGACGACAGCUUUUUCCAGGGAAUACCCUCGGUGAACGGGACGAUGCUUUUCCAGAACUUCCCCCAUCAUGUCAACCCGGUCUUCGGGGGUAAUUUCUCCCCGCAGAUCGGUCUGGCUCCACAGUCCCAGCAGCAUCAACAGCAAGCCCAGCAGCAGCAGCAGCAGCAGCAGCAGCAGCAGCAGCAGCAGCAACCCCAGCAGAGGAGAUCCCCUGUCAGCCCCAGUCAGGGUCCCUUCCCCCAGAGAAACGCUUAUCAGACCAUCAUGAAUAACAGCAAAGGGUCGUCGACGUCCUCUUCUGCCUCGUCGUCCGCUUGGAAUAAUCACCAAAACGCCGCAUGGAGCACAGCCUCCAACCCCUGGAGCGGGCUGCAGGCAGGCAGGGACCCGCGCAGAGCGGUGGGCGUCGGGGUAGGGGUCGGGGUGGGAGUCAGCGUCGGGGUGCCGUCACCCCUGAACCCCAUCUCCCCCAUGAAAAAGCCCUAUACCAGCAAUGUUAUAGCACCCCCCAAGUUCCCAAGACCAGGUCCCCUCACUCCCAAGCCCUGGAUGGAGGACAGCGCCUUCAGGACUGACAACAGCAACAACAUACUGCCUUUCCAGGACCGGAAUCGGCCCUUUGAUGCUUUUAGCUUGCACUCUUUGGAGACUUCCUUAAUGGAUAUGAUAAGGACUGACCAUGACAAAGGUAAACCACACCCUGCCGGUGGCCCACCAAUGACUAUCGCUGAUAUUAUAUGGAGGAAUCAUUUUGCAGGACGCAUGGGCCUCAACUUCCAUCAUCCUGGAGCAGACCACAUAAUGCCAUUGAACACCCGGAGCUAUGGCCGCAGAAGAGGUCGUUCCUGUCUUUUUCCCUUCGAAGAUGGUUUCCUCGACGACGGUCACGGUGACCCCUCCUUGACCCCGGGGCUGAACUCGCCUACCCGCUGUCAGAACGGAGAGAGGAUGGAGCGCUACUCCAGGAAGGUCUUUGUCGGAGGCCUCCCCCCUGACAUAGAUGAAGAUGAAAUUACCAACAGUUUCCGUCGCUAUGGGCACCUGGUGGUAGACUGGCCCCACAAAGCUGAGAGCAAAUCCUACUUCCCACCUAAAGGCUACGCCUUCCUGCUCUUUCAGGAAGAGACUUCUGUCCAGGCCUUGAUCGACGCUUGCAUCGAGGAGGACGGCAAGCUCUACCUGUGUGUGUCCAGUCCCACCAUUAAAGACAAACCGGUCCAGAUCCGUCCCUGGAACCUGAGCGACAGUGACUUUGUCAUGGACGGCUCCCAGCCUCUGGACCCCCGCAAGACCAUCUUUGUAGGAGGGGUGCCACGGCCUCUGCGUGCAGUGGAGCUGGCUAUGAUCAUGGACCGGCUGUACGGAGGUGUUUGCUACGCCGGCAUUGACACUGACCCAGAACUCAAAUACCCGAAAGGAGCCGGCCGUGUGGCCUUCUCCAAUCAGCAGAGCUACAUCGCUGCCAUCAGCGCUCGUUUCGUUCAGCUGCAGCACAAUGACAUCGACAAAAGGGUGGAGGUGAAGCCUUAUGUCCUGGACGACCAGAUGUGUGAUGAGUGCCAGGGGGCACGCUGCGGGGGGAAGUUCGCCCCCUUCUUCUGUGCCAACGUCACCUGCCUGCAGUACUACUGCGAGUACUGCUGGGCCAGCAUCCACUCGCGGGCCGGCCGAGAGUUUCACAAGCCACUAGUGAAGGAGGGGGGCGACCGCCCUCGACAUGUGUCCUUCCGCUGGAGCUGAGGGGGGUACACGAGUCAGCCCUGCCCCGGUGAACACACACCCGACCCCUAAAAAAAAAAACCUCCUGCGCCCCUCCUACCCUACAGGCCGGGACAGCGCUGCAACCCCCCCCCUACACACAGCCUCACCUACUCCACCCUGCUCCCCACAAACACCUCAUGAAAAAAGCAAAAAGGAUACCGUCAAAUACAUGGGACUUUCUUCAUGCCACAUGGCUCUGAACUCAUUGUCUAUGGUUCCCCUCUGAUGAAGCAUUGUGGGGAAACGAAAUGCGAAAGUCUUUCAGCUUAGAAUUUGCACUUUGGCACAAAAUCUCGCUAAACACACACACACACACACACACACACACACACACACACACACACACAUACACACACACACACACACACACACAGGAUGGUAUGUUAGACACCAGGCUACUUUCAGUUCCCCGUUCUGUUGACUGGGCGGUGUGGUACGUCCUGUUGGACCCCUCCUUACUGAGACAGAGGUGGGACCAUACAAAUAUUUAAAAAGUAUAUAUUUUUUGUUUUGUAACUAUCUAUACAUAUAUAGAUAAUUUAAAUUUUAUGUAAAAGGAGCAUGCACUUAUUUUCAAGAGCUGUAGUUAUAUAUUGCCCCUACUAAAAAAGAAUUACCAAAGGCAAAUGAAAUUAAUGCAUACAGAAAUAGGUGGCAUAAGAUGUAGCAAGACUUAACAGCUAUCCAGUAGUGUGGGCCUGUAUCGCCCAGAGUAAAAAUAACACGGCUAUAUUCGCUCUCAAUUUUGACUCUGAAAAUAUUAAUACCUCAUAUGCGCAAUCAGAUUAGUUUGCUUUUGAUUUCUAGGUCUUUAUUUUUAUAAUAACAUUAUUUUUUAGUGUUAUGUAAAUGUAAUGCUGCAAUAGCUUUGCUGCUAAAUCCAUGGUAUAAACAGAUACCAUAAGUACUUUAUUCAGGCUAGGGUGUAAAAUAAUAAAUAACAGAUCACAAGAAGCACCUGGUGUUGUAAAACGACGAGCUAUCAUAGGGGGAGGGGGCGCCCCUAGACAACGAUGGCUACCUUUUGUGGGGGUCGGGGUGGGUCGCCCCUAACUGCAUGUUUAUUUCAAUCAGGUUGCUGCAUGCAAUAGACUUUUCAGUAUCAUGUCUACUAUUCGAUUCUGCCCAUGUUUGCACAACACACUAUAGACGUACGUUCGACUCGCACGAAACUGGACAGAAACAGGGAGGACUGGUCAGAGGAAUCAUGGCGGCUCCUGUCGCUGGGCGGGCCGACGGGCAACGCCACGGGGCGGCCAGAGCUGACGCUUCCUGCACAAACAGGCAGCGAACACAUCCAGGCGACAGGGGAGAGAAAAAAAAAACAACCUUAAUAAUCACAAAUCAAAUUAAAUGUAGGAUUACCAUUUAAAACUGUCUAUGAUAGGUGAAGUACUUUUUUGCAGUGAUUGUUGAUAUAAUUGUGCAAUUUUUUAUACCGUAUGUAGUUAGGUCUGAGUAUGCCUAGAACUGUGAUUCGCUUUAACUGUCGUUAAUGUCCGACAUAGAAGUCCUGUGAAACUUCAUAACUAGUGUAUGCACACGUAUAAAUGUUCUCUUGUACACACACUUGCACCAGUAUACACAGAAGCCUCUCGACACACACAGACACACACAUGAACACACACGGACGGCUGUCUUUCUUACGCACACAAACAGGCCUACAAACACAGAGUCUGAUCUGAAGAGAAGACGCAACAAUGUGAGCUUAAACUGAGAACUGAGGUCUUUUUUUCUUUGAUUUGUUCCACCGUUGACAAAAGCGCACGUUUACGUCUCGGAAUGCAACCAAAGAGCUCGCGUGUUCGACUUUUAACAGACCACCCUAACACGCGUAGCGAACAGCCGCCUGCAGCUCGUGCGGCCUCCUGCAGAGGGGCUGAAGGUGCACUCGAUUAGAUGAGGAAAAAAAGAGGGCAGUUGGGAAGAAGAAUCGGGAUGUCAUGGGGAUAAAACGAAACAUUGAAGCUACUGGAGACUUGAGGUUGAUAAACUGAGCUCUGCACAUGCUCUCACUAUAUGGCUGGGCUGGGGCGGGUGGGAACGGGGGAAUGACAUUGCCAGAACAUGCAGAUGUGCAAGCUGGAGUUACCAUAUUUAUCCAGAUUUUUUUUCCUGCAAAGCUUGAAGUAAUGGACCUGCUAAAAAAAAGGUGGACAUAUAUCUUUUAGUUUUUAUCAAAAGGUUAUGGUGCGCAGUUCAAACAGGAUUGGGUGGGCAGGGUGGGGGUGCAUAGAAACUUAAGUAUUGGCUGCUGAAAACAGGGCGGCUCUGGUUUGGGGGCAGGGGUGCUGGGGCCACGUUACACUGGUUUUAGCAGUUUUGUGGACAAUCCGAACGGGAUCCUACAUCAUUGCAAGUUAAUGUGUGUCGUCCCUCCCCUCUUUUUUUUUUUUGUCCGUGACUUGUGAUUGUCCCGUGCUGGCGCCCCGCAGUCCCUUUCCUCUUUCUUGUUUUAGUCGCAAACUGUUUUUUUUUUUUUUUUUAUUUGCUUUAGGAUACAUGUUUUUGUUGUCCAAGAAAAACUAAUUGAAACUAAGCAGAAGAUACUUUUUUUACUGAUAGAAAAAAAAAAGACUUAAAAAAGACGAGGCUAACCAUGAGUAAUAAUAAGUAUCCCUAUGAAAGUGAAUUCUGGGUGUUUUUGUGACAUUUCUUUCCCCACCCAGACAGGUUUUCUAUGUUUGUUCCUUCUCUAUGAUAGAUAUUUGUUAUGCACUACUCUUUGUAUCUGAACAGUUUUUUCGACGGUCAGCAGUUCUUUUUGUUAAAAGACAAAAAAACAAAACAAAAAGCGACGAUAAAGCGUGCUUUCUGACUGACAAGAUCUUUUGCAAUACCUCAAUUUUGAAAUAUAUUAGGAGAGAAACUGAUAUUUUCUAAGUAAGUUUAUUCAGAUGAAAAAAAUAUAUAUUAAUUUAAUUCUUCAAGAGAAAUGAUUUAACAGAUGGUUGAUUUUUUUAUUUUUAUCAUGCUUAUUUGCUUUUAUUUUAAGAAUUUAUUUUUUUGAAAAAGACAACAACUGAAGGAGCUAGAGCUUUAUAACUAAUAUAAUGAUGUAGUUAGUGAGAGUACAGUCUACUUUAUUACAGUGGAAGUGAGGGUGAGCGUCCCACUGGUCAAAUUGGUCGAGAAGAGCUCUUUAGGAAAAAAAAAAUCUAUCAGGUGCUCAGAGAGAAAACUGAACAUAUUUCCCACGUUUUUGUAUAUUUAUAAUCAAUCAUUUACUAUGCUGACCAGAGUUGUGAAAGAGAUCUUCUGUUCAUUAUUUUUUUAAGAGAAGUUUUUUAUGUUUCCUAAAAGUAUGUGCUCCCUUUUGUUUUGUACAAAAAGCAACGUGACCCUGAUUUGUUAGCCUGACGUCGUCGGGGAGGAAAAUAAAAAAGAGACUUGUGAGUCGCUGUUCGGCGCGAGGUUGAGAGAGACAAGAAUGUUAUUUUUAACACAAAACAGACACACGUGUUUUCACCUGUAACUUGAUCGAAAGCCCCCAAGGUGCAUCAAUUGACUGGUGGCCUUCUAUUCACGCAAGACUUGAAUUAGUCCCAUUUUUUAAGGCUAAGAACCUUGAUUCUUUGUUGUAAUGUGCAAUACUGUUUGUACUGUUUGUAGAAAAGAAGAAAACAAGAAAAAGAGGCAUAAAUCUUUAUUGCAGAAUUAUUUUCAUUGCAAGCAUUGUGAUUCACUAAAAUCAUUUUCUACUGUGUAUUUACCUACUCUACCUGCUAGUACCUUCCAGUAGUAAUGUAGCCUUUGUACUGAGAAAAUUUUCAUUAUUUUUAGAAAGUUUUGCUAAAAAAGAAAAGAAUUUAAACAUAUUUACAUAUUUUCAUUUUUAUUUCGUAUUUUUUCUUUUACAGACUUAUUUCUCAACCAUUAAUAGUUAUUUCUGGGGGAGAUUUUUCAUAUCUGGUCAAUGUCAUUAAUAUUAUUUUGUAUUUUUACUUGGAAUAAAUUAAUUUUAUGAUGCUAAUUCUUUAAAAGUUUAUUUUUUUCAUUUGUUCACCUUUUUUCAUUUUUUUGAAGCUGAAAAAAACAACAACUUUGUAAUAUUGUUACUAAAGUGUCUCGAUUCUUGAAAUGCUAAGCUUUAUGUGUUAACUCGCUGAUGUUGCUUACAUUAGUGUGAAAAUGAUCUACAGAGAAAAAAAAAAACUAUUCACAAACAGCAGAUUGGUGGUUGGUGAUGUUUAAGUGAUUCGCAAUGUAAACAAAUGAAUGGGCAAUAAAAUAAAAUGGCAGAAUGGAGCAUA